This is a messenger RNA of Pyricularia grisea, 734 nucleotides long. RefSeq lists its product as uncharacterized. The record is from RefSeq and is a predicted model, not a curated record. Gene Ontology annotation, biological process: mitochondrial respiratory chain complex IV assembly. Gene Ontology annotation, cellular component: mitochondrion. The transcript is spliced from 2 exons. Lineage: Eukaryota; Fungi; Ascomycota; Sordariomycetes; Magnaporthales; Pyriculariaceae. Bases 213 to 479 code for a protein of 88 amino acids.
CGCGAUUCUGUUCAUACAUUCUGUUGAUAUAAUUUACGGACAUUCAUUCUUAAGGAGGCGGACGAAGGUGGCCUGGUUCGAGCAACAUCCACUGAAAUUUUUUUAAUUUUUUUCUUAGAAAUGAGCCGGUGCAGGUAGCCAGCCAACAAAGGUCACUCACUGGUGAAAACUCUCAAUAUCAAACUAUCCCUCAAAGAAAACAAUCAAGAAAAAUGUCACGCGCAUCCAAGCUCACACUGCUGAGCACCUCGCUCUUUGCCGUCACGACGGUGGUGUUUGUGCACUUUCAGCAAAAGGCCGAAAAAGCUGCAAUGCACCAAGGUGUCAUCCGUGACAUGGAACAGCAGCGCAUUAAACGAGAGCGGCAACUCGACUUUGACAUGCAGCGCCAGCUCGAGGAGGAGUACAAAAAGGGCCAGUCUGUCCGCGACGUUACCCACGAGGCGCCACCUGAUCCUCCUAGUAAAGGGAGGUCAUGAGCAAUGACAUCGAGUUUUGUAUAUUAGGAAAAUGCAGUGCCCUCUGUAUAAACUGGGCAGGAGACUUGUACGACCAUUCAUUGUAUCAACACAAAAAGACGAAUGCAUCACUCAAAAAGAACAUGUUCAUCUCACCUCACUAGCACAUCCUGUAUCAAACAUAUCCCAAACCGGGCCAGCCUUUGUUUAGCUCUAUAGAAUAUACAAAGUGAAUCUGUAACUAGACUACUGUACCAGGAAAUACAUAUAGACCAA